This is a messenger RNA of Lactuca virosa, 881 nucleotides long. The record is from the annotation of a GenBank genome assembly. NCBI's taxonomy places the organism in Eukaryota, Viridiplantae, Streptophyta, Magnoliopsida, Asterales, Asteraceae.
AUCUAUAUAUACAACCCUUCACUGAUAUUGUGUUCGUUGUAUCUGCAUCCCUCUCUCUAUGGAAUCAAAUCAAUCAUCAUAUGCAUAUACAUCUUUGAACAAAUCUAUGGAUGAAUCAGACACAGCAACAACCGAAGAAAGUGGUUGGACUGCUUAUUUUGAAGAUUUUAUGGUUGCCCAACAGCAUGAUCAUCAAAAUAAUCAUUCAGUUACUGAUCAUGAUUAUUAUUAUCAUCAUCAACAACAACAACAUCAAUAUCAACAUCGUCAUCAUCAUCAACAGCAACAAGAUCAUGAUGGACCCGUGCUAUCUGAUGUUGCUUCACAUGUUGAGUGGAAUACUAUCGAUAAUUCGAUGAGUGGUGUAGCCCCAAAAUUCACCAAGAAAUUGAAUCUUUUCAAGAAAACCAGUAGAAGAACAAGAGAGAUUCUUUAUGAUGAUUCUUUAGAAGACACGGCUAGUUCUCCUGUCAAUAGCCCUAAGGUUGGGAGUCAACACAUGGGGUUUAAUCAAAUAAAAGUAGACGAUAUCAUAGAGAAUUCUUUGGGAAAAAGAGGUGCCUUUGAAGAUCAAAGCAUGGAAAGGGGAUUCGAAGAACACAACAAUGGAAGCACAGAUUUGAGGAAAAGAGGGUUAUGCUUAGUUCCCUUGUCCAUGUUUGUAAAUUAUAUCUGAUAAUCCCCUACCCCACCCUGCAAAUCAGAAGAAUAUAGAUGGAAAAACUGUAUAGAGUUCUUAAAUAAGGUCAAGGAGAGUGAAACAGUCGAACUUGAGACAUUGCAGCCUGUAUAGCCCAGUUCACAUUCAAAUCAUACAUCCUUCUGUAUCUAGUAAAUGUAAAAACUUUAAUAAUUUUCUUGUUUAUUACAAUGAGGCCUGG